UUACCGGGUCCUGGGGGGAAGCGUCCUCUUGGCGCGCCUCUAGGGCCGCCGCGUCCCCGCAUCAUCGGGCCCCCACGGCCAGGAGGACCCCCGGGUCCACCCCUGGAAAAAAAUCUUAGAGAAAAACAUAACACCUCUGUACCACCCAACGUACCUUCCCCUCAUAAAACCGCCGCGUCCUCUGGGCAUUCCGCGACCGCCUGGCCCUCCACGGCCCCUGAAACCGCCCAUGCCGCCACCCAUGGGCCGGGGCUGCUGUUGCUGCUGCGGAGGAUUGGAAGAUUCGGUUUCUUGAGGGUUAUUCUCGGCCAUUGUGUCCUUUGAAAAAACUAAAUUUAGUGAUGGAGGGACGCGUGACCGGCAAACCGGCCUAAAACCGCCAAAAAACCACCAACAGCGAAGUUUUUACGAAAAGAUGUAACGAAAAUUGGGGCUUAGGCAAGACUCACCUCUAUUUUUGCAGGAAUUUGAGUGUUUUUAAAUUAUUUAUUGUGAAAAGUGCGCGUCACAAAGCCACAAUUUCAAAAUGGACGAUGGCUUCUUGUUGGUUGGCUGGUGGGGAGUGCGCAUGCGCGGAGAGGCAACACUAGCGACAUCCGGGAUAGCGCCAAAUUUAAAUUGACUAAAAAUCAGGAAUUUUGAAAAUCAAAUUUUUAUUACUAGAAGUAUACAUUUAAGAAUACUUUUUACUAAUACUAUCUUAUUACGUUAAGUAUAUAAAAAAAAGGUUGUGCUUGCAUGAAUUUGAGAGAAAAAUUUGUGCUACCACCCGAGUAAUGAAAAUUAAAAAAUAAUGUUUGCGAGUAAAAAUAUAGAAAAUCUUGUCUUAAUUCCUUGUCCUUGACCAAAGAACUUCAAAAACUUUGAGGAGAGAUAAUGUAAUUAGGUAGUAGUGAAUCCUUAUUGAAGCCAAGUAAAGAUGCUCAAGGGGAUUGUCUUUAUUGAAUUAUGUACGUAAGAAGCUCGGUAAGAAGUUAUAUAAAAGAAGUAGCUGUGUCAUGAAAGGAAGUCGCAACGGACGCAACUUCCGUUGGAUGUGUUCUCUUACGAUUGGAAUACCUCCAAGAAGCGGUUUAAGGCCACCAUGUCUGUGAUGGGCGAGCCGACCUUCAUCGCCUGGGCCGCUCAGCGGUCGGGCUUCGGCGGCAACCUCACCGUCGUGGACAAAGUCCUCCCCGACAUGCUCCACUUGGUGGACGCCCAUUGGUACCAGUUCCCGCCCAUGAACCCCCUGUGGCACGGCAUUCUGGGCUUCGUGAUCGGCGUUUUGGGCUUUGUUUCAGUCGUAGGCAACGGCAUGGUCAUCUACAUCUUCUCCUCGACCAAAGCCUUGCGCACCCCCUCCAACCUCCUUGUCGUCAAUUUGGCCUUCUCCGACUUUCUGAUGAUGCUCAGCAUGUCUCCAGCGAUGGUCAUCAACUGCUACAAUGAGACCUGGGUGUUGGGGCCCCUCCUGUGCGAGUUGUACGGCAUGGCUGGCUCUCUUUUCGGAUGCAUAUCGAUCUGGACCAUGACUUUCAUCGCCUUGGACAGGUACAAUGUGAUUGUGAAGGGGCUGAGUGCGCAACCCUUGACCAAGAAGGGGGCCUUGUUGCGAAUAUUCCUCAUCUGGGCGUUAUCCUUGUUGUGGACCAUCGCACCCUUGUUUGGAUGGAACCGCUACGUGCCAGAAGGGAACAUGACGGCGUGUGGGACCGAUUACUUGACCAAGAAUUGGGUCAGCAGGAGUUACAUCUUGGUUUACGCCAUUUGGGUCUACUUCGUUCCCCUCUUCACCAUCAUCUACUCCUACUGGUUUAUUGUGCAGGCGGUGGCUGCCCACGAGAAAUCAAUGAGAGAACAAGCAAAGAAAAUGAACGUUGCGUCCUUGCGGUCCUCCGAAGCAGCCCAAACCAGCGCCGAGUGCAAGCUAGCCAAGAUCGCCCUAAUGACCAUCACUCUCUGGUUCUUCGCGUGGACCCCCUACUUGGUCACCAACUUUACCGGGAUUUUUGAAGGCGGCAAAAUUACUCCUUUGGCCACCAUCUGGUGCUCGCUUUUUGCUAAGGCUAAUGCCGUCUACAACCCGAUUGUCUACGGAAUCAGCCAUCCAAAGUACAGACAAGCCCUCCAGAAGAAGUUCCCGUCGUUGGUAUGCGCGGCCCAGCCGGACGACACCACCUCCACCGCUUCUGGAAUAACGAAUGUUACCACCGACGAGAAGGCUACAGCUUAAAUAGUGACUUAUGGCUUUUGUUUGAGUAUUGUAAUUGUUAUGCUGGAGAGCGGGAUCGGGAGCGAGCACCAUGCAAUCAACUUAAGAGUCAGCUUAAGACUAAGUUUAUUAUAUACAAAUAUCUACAAUAUGCAACCAAGCAUACACAUAUGUAUAACA
Tribolium madens (black flour beetle) is the source of this 2374-nucleotide messenger RNA. Its product is annotated as rhodopsin. The record is from RefSeq and is a predicted model, not a curated record. Gene Ontology annotation, molecular function: G protein-coupled receptor activity. The transcript has 4 exons. Bases 1085 to 2215 code for a protein of 376 amino acids. NCBI's taxonomy places the organism in Eukaryota, Metazoa, Arthropoda, Insecta, Coleoptera, Tenebrionidae. Gene Ontology annotation, biological process: visual perception; G protein-coupled receptor signaling pathway; phototransduction. Gene Ontology annotation, cellular component: membrane.